This is a messenger RNA of Cutaneotrichosporon cavernicola, 1653 nucleotides long. RefSeq lists its product as uncharacterized. NCBI's taxonomy places the organism in Eukaryota, Fungi, Basidiomycota, Tremellomycetes, Trichosporonales, Trichosporonaceae. Bases 1 to 1653 code for a protein of 550 amino acids. Gene Ontology annotation, molecular function: ATP hydrolysis activity; ATP-dependent protein folding chaperone; ATP binding. Gene Ontology annotation, cellular component: chaperonin-containing T-complex. Gene Ontology annotation, biological process: protein folding. The record is from RefSeq and is a predicted model, not a curated record. The transcript is spliced from 5 exons.
AUGUCACUCAAGGUCCCAAAGGCCGGCGGGCCAGACCUCUUCAAGGCUGGGUACAAGCACCUCUCAGGCCUCGAGGAGGCGGUCCUCCGUAACAUCCAGGCAGUCGGCGAGCUGAGCGAGAUUGUGCGCACCUCGUUCGGUCCAUAUGGCCGCAACAAGCUCAUCAUCAACCAUCUCGGGCGGCUGUUUGUGACGAAUGACGCGGCCACGAUCAUCCGCGAGAUCGAGGUGGCGCACCCCGCUGCCAAGCUGCUCGUCAUGGCGUCGCACUCGCAGGAGAGCGAGAUGGGCGACGCGACUAACCUCGUCUUGAUCCUUGCCGGCGAGCUACUCAAGCGCUCCGAGCACCUGCUCACCAUGGGCCUGCACCCCUCCGAGGUUAUCCAGGGGUACGAGAUGGCGCUGGCAAAGGGGCGCGAGGAGCUCGAGACACUUGUCUGCAAGACUGUUGCGUCCACGCCGCUCCCAUCCAAGGCCGAGCUUGCUGCCGCGAUUGCACCGUCUCUCGCGUCCAAGCAGCCCGGGCAGGAGCACUUCCUCGCCGACCUCGUGGCCGACGCGUCGCUCACCGUUAUGCCGAAGAACCCGAAGGACUUCAACGUUGACAGCGUGCGUGUGGUCAAGAUUCUAGGCGGCGGCAUCGACGCCUCGCGCGUUGUUCGCGGAAUGGUCUUCCCUCGUGAGCCCGAAGGUAUCGUCAAGAGCGCCAAGAAGGCCAAGGUCGCUGUGUUUACGACCGCGCUCGACAUUGCGCAGACUGAGACCAAGGGCACCGUGCUGCUCAAGAAGGCGGAGGAGCUGCUCGAGUUCUCACGGGGCGAGGAGCGCCAGCUCGAGGGGUAUCUGAAGGAGGUAGCGGACAGCGGCGUCAAGCUCAUCAUUGCGGGCAGUGGCGUCGGCGACCUCGCACUGCACUACCUCAACCGCCUCGGCAUUGCCGUGGUCAAGGUGCUGUCCAAGUUUGACUUGCGGCGUCUCUCGCGUGUGGUUGGCGCGACGCCGCUUGCUCGUCUCGGCGCACCUACGCCGGAGGAGAUGGGCUAUGUGGACGUGUUCGAGACGAUCGAGAUUGGCGGCGACCGGGUCACCGUCUUCCGGCAGGAGGAGACUGGCAAGACGCGUACGGCAACAGUUGUCCUGCGCGGUGCGACGAUCAACCACCUCGACGACCUGGAGCGCAGCAUCGACGACGGCGUCAACAACGUCCGUAUCCUGCUGCGCGACGGUCGCCUUGUGCCAGGUGCGGGCGCUAGCGAAAUCGAGCUCGCUGUCCGCGUCGGCAAGUACGGCGACGUGACCCCGGGUCUGGCACAGCACGCAAUCAAGCGCUGGGCCGCGGCACUCGAGGUCGUGCCGCGCACCCUGGCUGAGAACGCCGGUCUGCCGGCAGAGGACGUCGUGGCUGAACUGUACGCAGCUCACGUCGACAACCAGACGGAUGCUGGUGUUGACAUUGACGCCGAGCGCCCGCCUGCGAUCCGCCGUACCGAGGACCCCAAGUCGCCUGUGCUUGACGCCUACGCCGCCAAGGACUGGGCCAUCAAGCUCGCGACCGAGGCGGCGAUCUCGGUGCUGCGCGUUGACUCGAUCAUUGUCGCCAAGCAGGCGGGCAUUGCUCCACCGAAGCAGCAGGGGCACUGGGACGACGACUAG